AUGACUGACAAAUGGGAGGCCUUCAAAAGUGUGAUGGCUUGGCAGACGGCACUGGGCACUCUCAACCCGAACCCCACAGAUAACUGCCCCCUCUACCUGACGUAUGCCACAGUGGCUGCCUUACCAUCGCGAGUCAGUCGGCACAACAGCCCAUCAGCAGCACUGUUCCUCACCCGUCUGGUGCGAAGCUGCCUACCUGGAGGAGUGAAUCGCUGUAUUUUGAUGGUAUGUGAGCGCUCUGACGUUUUUGCGUCUGGUUGUGCGAUUGCGAGGGCAUUCCCACUCUUUUCCCGCCGAUCCAGUGCCUCGAGGCGUACAGACAAACGUGUGGUCACAGUGGAAUUCCUACUGGUUGGACAGAACAAUGGCCCCAUUGAAGAAGCAACACUGGAGUGUCUAGCAAGUGCUGCUGAUGGAAUCCGUCUUGCAGCUCGCAUUGUGGACACACCCUGCAAUGAAAUGAACACUGAUAUUUUUCUCGAGGAAAUAAAGAUGGUUGGGAACGCAUUGGGGAUUGUUCCCACCAUUAUCCGGGGUGAGGAGCUGAAGGAGCAAGGAUUCGGAGGUAUAUAUGGUGUUGGGAAGGCAGCGGAAACUCCACCUGCACUUGCAGUUCUCAGUUACUUACCUGAAGGUGCUACACAGACCAUCGCCUGGGUUGGCAAAGGCAUUGUGUAUGAUACAGGAGGUCUCAGCAUUAAAGGGAAGACCACCAUGCCAGGAAUGAAGAGAGAUUGUGGUGGUGCAGCUGCUAUUCUUGGAGCUUUUAAGGCUGCUGUGAAACAAGGUUUUAAGGAUAAUCUGCAUGCUGUGUUUUGCCUGGCUGAAAAUGCUGUUGGACCCAAAGCAACUAGACCCGACGAUAUUCAUCAGAUGUAUUCUGGAAAGACAGUUGAGAUUAACAAUACUGAUGCCGAGGGGCGCUUGGUGCUGGCAGAUGGAGUAGCUUAUGCAUCCAAGGAUCUGGGGGCCGAUAUCAUCCUCGAUAUGGCAACGCUUACGGGAGCACAGGGUAUAUCUACAGGAAAAUACCAUGCUGCUGUGCUGUGCAACACUGAAGAAUGGGAGAUGGCCUGUGUUAAGGCUGGACGGACUAGUGGGGACCUGGCCCACCCUCUUGUCUACUGCCCUGAACUCCAUUUCAGUGAGUUCACCUCUGCCGUGGCUGAUAUGAAGAACUCUGUGGCUGAUCGUGACAAUGCUCAAAGUUCCUGUGCAGGUCUCUUUAUCGGUGCUCACAUUGGAUUUGACUGGCCUGGCAUCUGGGUCCAUGUUGACAUUGCUUCCCCUGUACACACUGGUGAGCGAGCGACUGGCUUUGGGGUGGCUUUCCUGUUGGCUCUGUUUGGCCGUGCUUCCAAAGACCCCAUGCUGAACCUCGUAUCCCCUCUAGGUGCUGGCACAGACCAACACUAUGCAAUGAGCGAGGGAGACGGUGGCAUGUCCAAGCGUAGGAGGCUGGUGUAAACUGGAGAGUAGCUGUGCACACAGUUAUGUCACUUAUAUAAUAAGUCAAUCAAUCACCAAUCCAACCAUCCAGGUAUAAUGCGUCUCAUGUCUAUGUGGGUAUUGCACUCUUCUUGAGGGGACUGUUGGCUUGUCACUUUGGUGGAGCUUACAAGCGGCAUUAACUAAAGGCUCAUGUCAGGCAUCACUGAAGUCUUGGCAUUACUUCAGGUUCAAGCUUUAAAAUCUCCUUUGAGCCCAAGUCUGUUCAAAAUGUAACCAAUUUGUAUACAAUCUCUGUUUCUUUCUGUCAGCAUUUAGUAACAAAUAAUAAAAUGGAAUCCAUAGAGAAACAUCGUCAAGUACCCAGGGGAGUGGGCCUUCCUGUUGCUUUAUUGCAGUGGUGGGAAUGUGGGCUCAGUACAACAGGCUAAUGAGAAUUGCUAUACCAAAUGGUUUUAUUCUUUUAAAAGACAUUCUCUGUUUGACUGAAUGUAUCGAUCAAAUUGGAACGCUUGAUCUUAUUAAAUCAUUUUGCACAAGUUUCUUUUUA
Molecule: messenger RNA, 1999 nt
Organism: Chiloscyllium plagiosum (whitespotted bambooshark)
Lineage: Eukaryota; Metazoa; Chordata; Chondrichthyes; Orectolobiformes; Hemiscylliidae
Source: RefSeq, a predicted model, not a curated record